Molecule: messenger RNA, 5576 nt
Organism: Erpetoichthys calabaricus (reedfish)
Lineage: Eukaryota; Metazoa; Chordata; Cladistia; Polypteriformes; Polypteridae
Product: neutral alpha-glucosidase AB-like
Exons: 25
Coding region: 65-2968 (967 amino acids)
Biological process (GO): N-glycan processing; carbohydrate metabolic process; snRNA 3'-end processing
Cellular component (GO): glucosidase II complex; integrator complex
Molecular function (GO): carbohydrate binding; glucan 1,3-alpha-glucosidase activity
Source: RefSeq, a predicted model, not a curated record
GGCUGACGUGUCCGGACGAGAAGCGAAACACGGGGAGGGGGGCAAAGGUCAGAACUGAUCCAAGAUGGCGGCGGUCACGGAGAGGUUCCAGCAGUUGUUUGUAGUAUGGAUAGUUCUUUCCAUAACCUCGUCAGUGGCUGUUGAUCGAAACAAUUUCAAAACCUGCAGUCAGAGCUCAUUCUGCAAGAGGCAAAGGAAUGUGAAACCUGGGAGUUCCCCAUACAGAGCACUGCUUAAUUCAUUGGAGCUUACAGAGAAAAAUAUCAAAGUACAGUUAAUAAAUGAAGUUAACAAGGUUCCUUUAUUACUUGAAAUAUAUGGACUUGAAGGAAAUAUGACAAGAAUAAAAAUUACUGAGCUGAACCCUUUAAAACCACGAUAUGAGGUUCCAGAUGUUCUCAUUCAAGAUCCCCCUACACUUCCACUGGCCGUGACUGGCCGUGAUGACAACAGUAUUGAGCUUGCCUUGAGUCAAACGGAUCAUCGCCUGAUCAUCACUUCCAAGCCUUUCCGACUGGAUAUCAUGGCAGGCAAUGAACUGGUGCUUAGUGUCAACUCCAGGGGACUCCUGGUCUUUGAGCAUUUACGUCAACGCAAGGACACUUUCUCGGAUAAAAUAAGUAGCACAGUCGGUAGCAUGUGGGAUAGGAUCAAGAGUCUUUUCUCUAGUGAAUCUAAACAAGAGAAUUCAGAGAGUGAGGCAGAGAAGCCAGAAGAUGGUAAUAGUGAGCAGUUAGACGCAGCUGAAAAGGUAGACGAAGCUGAACCAGAAAAAAAUGAAAAGGAUGAAGAUACUGAAAAUGGAAUGUGGGAAGAAACAUUUAAAACACACAGGGACAGCAAACCUAAUGGUCCUACAUCCAUCAGCUUGGACUUUUCACUUCCAGGAUUUGAAAAUGUAUAUGGCAUUCCAGAACAUGCGGAUAACCUAAAACUUAAAACAACAGAUAAUGGUGAUCCAUAUCGGCUAUACAACCUGGAUGUAUUCCAGUACGAAUUAUACAAUCCUAUGUCCCUGUAUGGAGCAGUUCCCCUAAUGCUUGCCCACAAUGCCCAAAGAACACUUGGUAUUUUCUGGUUAAAUUCAGCUGAGACAUGGGUGGAUAUAAGUUCAAACACUGCUGGCAAGACUGUUUUUGGUAAGAUGUUGGAUUAUGUGCAGGGAUCUAAAGAAGCACCCCAGACUGAUGUACGCUGGAUCUCUGAAAGUGGCAUUAUAGAUGUGUUUAUACUAUUGGGACCCAAGUCUACUAAUGUUUUCCACCAGUAUGCUUCACUGACAGGAACACAAGCUUUGCCCCCUUUGUUUACAAUUGGAUAUCAUCAGUGCCGUUGGAACUAUAACGACCAGGAAGAUGUGCGUAAUGUUGAUGCAGGGCUUGAUGAUCAUGAUAUUCCUUGUGAUGUUAUCUGGCUGGACAUUGAACACACUGAUGGCAAGCGCUAUUUUACUUGGGAUCCAAACAAGUUUCCAAAGCCCCAAGAUAUGCUUCAGGAGCUUGAGGCAAAGAAAAGAAAGAUGGUCACCAUCGUGGAUCCUCAUAUUAAGGUAGACAGUGGGUAUAAGAUCUACAACGAAAUUCGAUCACAUGAUUUGUAUACCAAAAGCAAGGAUGGCAAUGAUUAUGAAGGCUGGUGCUGGCCAGGAAAUGCUGGAUACCCUGACUUUACUAAUCCAGAAAUGAGAUCCUUGUGGGCCAAAAUGUUUGCUUAUGAUCAAUACGAGGGAUCUAGAGAGAAUCUUUAUACCUGGAAUGAUAUGAAUGAGCCUUCAGUGUUUAAUGGACCCGAGGUCACCAUGCAUAAGGAUGUUGUACAUAAUGGUGGUUGGGAGAACAGAGAUGUUCACAAUCUGUAUGGAUAUUAUGUGCAAAUGGCAACAGCAGAAGGUCAAGUGCUUAGGUCAGGUGGCAAGGAGAGGCCAUUUGUCCUGACAAGAGCGUUUUUUGCUGGAUCACAGCGCUAUGGGGCUGUUUGGACUGGUGACAAUGCUGCUGAGUGGGAUCAUCUCAAGAUUUCCAUUCCUAUGUGUUUAAGCCUUGGGUUAGCUGGAAUUUCCUUUUGUGGAGCUGAUGUUGGAGGUUUCUUCAAGACUCCAAGCACAGAGUUGUUGGUCCGUUGGUACCAAAUGGGUGCGUACCAUCCAUUUUUUCGGGCUCAUGCCCACCUGGAUACACCAAGACGAGAACCAUGGCUAUUUGGGGAAGAAAACACUAAACUGAUCCGCUCUGUAGUUCGUGAGCGUUAUGCACUCCUUCCAUUCUGGUACACUUUGUUCUACAAUGCAUAUCGCACUGGAGUGCCCGUCAUGAGGCCGUUGUGGGUUGAAUUUCCUGCAGAUGUUACAACAUUUGCAAUUGAUAAUGAAUUUAUGCUUGGUAAUGCGUUGUUAGUUCAUCCUGUCGCUGAAGAAGGCUCAAGGGGUGUCACGGCUUAUCUCCCAGGCACUGGAGAGGUUUGGUAUGAUGUUCGUUCUUUCCAGAAAUACAUUGCCCCCCAGCAGCUGUACAUACCUGUCACCAUGAGCUCGGUACCAGUUUUUCAGCGUGGUGGCACCAUUAUACCACGAAAGAAUCGUGUUCGGAGGUCAUCAUCUUGCAUGAUAAAUGAUCCAUAUACUUUGUAUGUGGCACUGAGUUCACAGAAUACAGCUGACGGAGAACUCUAUGAAGAUGAUGGACACAGUUUUAACUUCCAAACCAAAAAAGAAUAUAUUCACAGAAAAUUCACCUUUAUCAAUAAUAUCCUUACCUCAAGUAAUGCCGACAACAGCAGCCACUUCACAACAAAAGCCUGGCUUGAGAAAGUGGUGGUGAUGGGAGCACAGAAGCCCAGCAAAGUGCAUAUACAGAUGAAAGAUGGAAGUACCUCAGAAGUUGAAUAUGAAUUUGACGCUGCAACUUCGAUAUUAACGCUUCGCAAACCAGCUGUUAAUAUUGCUUCUGAUUGGACCAUCCUUUUGCGGUAAUGCACCCUGCUUUGCUGGACUGACCGACUGACAGACAGACAGGGACCAGGGUGCUGCUACAAAAAAAUUACCACUCUGAGGAAGUAGAAGCUUCUGAUAGACAAAUGCAAAUCAGAGUCUCAUCCUGGAGAUCAUGUUGCCUCCCUACUCCUCCCCGUGCAAGAAAGACCAAGAUGAUGCCUUCUUUUCCACCCUGUCCAUCUUAUUUCAUUGCUACUUAUGCUAACGGUUAAUGACGCAUCAACGAUUUGUCUGUGUAGAACAAAUCCUACUUGUUUCUCAUGAUUUCCAAUUGUGAAAGAGUAAAUUAAGUUUUUUGGGUUUUUUUCUUUUUAUUACAGCUUAUCUUCCUCAAGGGGUUGAAAUAUUAAAUUUCAUUUUGGGAAUUUAAACUAUUGUUUCUUCUUCUGAACUUCACUUACAGAGGCAAAAAUUAUUUAGUCUGUAUACGAAGUUAGACAUGUUUAUAUUUUGAAACUAACAUGAAAAAGUAUCCCAAAUCGGCUUUUAAUGUUCUAUAAACUGCAGUUUAAACUUGUCCUUCUGCAUGGGACCAGUUGUACCAAAAAGCUUUUAGGCCUCUUGCUGUUCACAUGAAAUGAGUGCUGGCUUUCUUGCUUUAAAUGACAUUUUGUCUUUCACAGCCACAUCCAGUGAUUGGGUUUGUUUUGUGUGUAGUGUACUGUAUCCCUGGCUCUUGACAAAAUCUCCAGGAAUGUGUAAAACAAAGCAGCAAAAUAUAUCAAUAACUGUAAGAAAGGUUUAAGUGUCUCUACCCCCUACCAAGGUAGUAUGGAGCAAGUUUUGCUUCUCUCACAAGACUCUGUAACUCAGUCAGGAAACAGGGAUUUUUAAUUGUCCUUUUUAUGUAGUAUUGUAAUGGAUGAAAGUGUAAUUUAAAUAUGAGCUGUAAAGUUAAACAACACAGUAAUUUUUUGCACCUUUUUCUUAUCAACUACUUGAUGGUGCUCGUUAGCAUUUCUUCAGAACUGCUUUCUUGUUUUUGUUAAUGUUUAAAUGCUGUUUGAGAUCAAAACUGGUCAUUCCAUCAGUCGGUCAGUCAGGCUGCCUUUAGUUUUAAUUAAUUUGGUGAAGGACUAUAAUAAAGGAAGACAUAGGGCUGAAGUUGUUACCUUUAGUGAAGAUAUUGAAUUCAGAAGUCUCAAUUUAUUCAUCAGUUAACCCCAGAAUGUCACCUCCUAAUAUCUUUUCAUCUGUAUAAUUUAGCAAAUAUACAAAUUGGCUUGUGAAUGUUUUAUCCUAUGGAUUUGGCCUUUUAAACUUUCAGUUUGAGUGUGAUAGAGUAUGACCUCUUUUCUGAUCUUCAGUGGCACUAUCACCACAAACCUUUUGUUUUAUCAUGUUUGGUUCACAAAAACAUAAUUCUGUUCUCCCUCACCCUGCCUCUCUUUAGUUUGCCAGUUCUGAUUGUUUCAUGUUUAAUAUUUAGAAGCAUUUUUUAUCAGAAUAUUUUUUAGAAUUCCAUAAUAUGUUUCUAUCCAUUCCAUUUUUUUCCUUGCAAUUUCCAAACCCACUCACCAUCCCCCACAAACCCCAAACCAUCCUUCACACAGGUUUAUACAUCUUACUUAAUCAAAUAUUUGUUUGCUAUCCAAAUAAGUAGCUGGUGAAGACAUUUUUGCCUGAAGUGGCAGUGUUUUGAUAUUGAAGGUUUUUGGUCCCCAAACAUCUUUAUUUGUGUCUCUCCUUCUCUUCUGUAUUUUUUUUUUUUUGGUCUGCUUCUGUUAAACAUUCCAGUUUAGUGGCAGUGAAAAGAUGUGUUAAUGAAGUGACCAGUUAUCACAAAAUGCACUCUGUUGAGGGGGCGAAUGUGGUGUUUCAUUAUGUGUCUGUGUGGCUCCCAUCUGUCAAAGUAAAUAAAGCCAUAUUUAUGUAAGAGGGUAGGGAGACUGAAUGCCUUGCUAACAUUUGGUUACCAGCCACACAUUUCCCAUUAUUACUGUAUAGGUGGUUUUAUUUCCAGUUUUUUUCUUCUGUUUUGUCAGUGUAUACAUUUUUAUUAUUAACUUCUCUGUGAUACUAGUACCAUCAUAAAGCACUUUACCUCAUUGGUGAAAUAAAGUAAUAAUAUGUGAUAUGCUUGUUUUAAAACGUUUCAGUUUUUUUUAAGCAAAUCAGGUAGGUAGUCCAGUCUUCUUGAGUUCUUAAGGUAUUGGCAACUCCAUUUUUUAUAUAAUGUACAGGCACCUGGAAUUGUUAAAUUAUGAGUUGACUAGAGAAUGAAAUUCUGAGCCAGAAAUGCCCUCUUUAGCUUAUGCCGAUUUGCUACAGUAUUACAGCUUGGCAUUUAAUUAUUUUUUUUUCCCUUCUGUUUUGCUCUCUGUUGUGAAUGCUGUUUUGUUUUUCAGGAGAGCAGGGUCAGAUUUCAGUUUUCCUCAGACAUGAUAUUCGGAGUGCAUGCACUAUCUUUGCUGCUAAUUGGUUUACAGAUUAAGAGAUAUAGAUGGUGCUCAGUGACACAAAUUAAACGAAUUAACUGUGGGUGGGGGAGGGUGGCAAUUUUUUUUCUCCUCGGUUUUGGUCAUUUGUUUAAAAAAAAUGCUGUUUCUGACAUUUUGAUAAAAGAAUAAAAGUAAAAUUUGAAAAA